This is a messenger RNA of Mya arenaria, 5448 nucleotides long. RefSeq lists its product as uncharacterized. The record is from RefSeq and is a predicted model, not a curated record. The transcript has 2 exons. Lineage: Eukaryota; Metazoa; Mollusca; Bivalvia; Myida; Myidae. Bases 55 to 1029 code for a protein of 324 amino acids.
UGGAAAUCGUGAAACAUAUAUAUAAGACCCCCGAAAAAAUUAAGCUCUUAAGAGAUGGGCUCCACGAGAACCAUUGAAGAUUAUGUUGAGGAGAUUGUUGGCUACAUAACGGAGGUUGACUUUGACAAUAUGUCAUCCGUGUGUGACACAUUGGAGAAGAUGAAGUUCAGCUCUAAGUCUAAAUACAAACUUAACUAUUGGAGGGUGAUGCAGUGCCUUGGAGAGACUGCAAGUGAUCGUCUUGUCAGUUUUCUUAUAAGAAUGGAGAAGAACUCUUGCAAAUGUCACCUAAAUACAAACUUCAAAUGCUUUAUGAGGCUGUUUGUCGAAGCCAUGUGCAAUGUAAAGGUGAUCAAGCGUAUGCUGGAAUGCCAAGCAAAGAUGGUGCCCUUGUUUUUUAAAGGAGUAAGGCAGACAGACGAACAGAUGUUAAAUGUGAUUGCUCUGGAAUCUAUAUUGAAAUGUGUUAUUGUUGGUAAAACAGAAACUGUUGAGCUUUUUGUGAAGUAUGGGCUGGUAAAAGACCUAUAUCUGCAGAUUAAACUUCAAAAUGAUGUGAGCAAUUUUUCUUAUGGUUCCAUCAAUACUGUCCUGUAUUGUUCACAGUUAAUGUAUGCAGCCUCUGUGUGUGGAUCAGAGCGUAUUCGCAAGCAAGUCCGUAGAUCCAACUCAGCAAGAGUGCUUGCUGAAUACAUCGUUAAACUAGAGAAAAAUAAAGUGAACAAAUUAGGUGUGGAACAGCUGUGUAAGAAUUUCACUGAAAUAAGGAAUGUUUUAGGCGAUGAAAAAGAGGCAGAGGAAGCUUUUAAAAACUGGAGACCCAAGGAGAGACUUCAGAUAGAACAAGAGCAGGAUCAGAUGUACACGUUCUGCUCAUCACCAUCUUGCAGGAAGAUACAUGCAGACUGCGACAAGUUUCGGUACUGUGGUGCAUGUCGUCUAGCACGGUACUGCAGUGAGGGCUGUCAGAAGGAACAUUGGAAGAGAGGACACAAAGAUGCUUGCCAACAAGAAGCACUGUGUUUAUGAUGACAGAAGCUUCUUCUUUUUUGCAGAAAGCUCUUGGUUAAGCUCAUUGUGAUUUAUACUGAAAAGUAUUAACUACCAUUCAAGCCAUUAGCUCCACAUCACAGUGUUAGUGCUCCGUAUUAAGUAUGAGUUUUUAUGUUUUAAAAUCAUUUAUCUGAACAAGAUGAUCUUUAAGACUUUAAAAAUGCAAGGACUGUUUACAGAGAGAAAGAAACCAUACAUUCAAAUGCUUGAAAUAUUGAUCCAAAAUACCACCAAUGAUCAAGUACCAGAGUUUUUUUUUUGUUUUUAAACCAUAAACUUAUUAACUUUUUAAUCACUGCUAUGAUUUACAUUUUGUUACACCUUUCACGUCAUUGUAAUAGGAGAUGACAUAUACAAAUAUAAUCUAAUGGAAUAUUAUUCCCAUUUUAUAUAAGAAAAUAUAAUGAAAAGGGUUUUCUAGAUGAAGAAUAUUUUUUAUUGAUUUCAGCAUAAAUUAUUUACUAGUAUAUAAUCUUUUAAUGUAAAGAGUAAGAAUGAACCAUAUCAGAAAGAAUUUUCAUUGUCUAAGUUUAUGUAUAAGUUGUCAUAUGUAUAUUAGAACAAUAUCAAUAAAGCAGAAUUUUUAAUGUGCAGUAAGUUGCAUGCAGAUAAAUUAUUAAAACAUUUUGAUGUACACACUUAUUGCACAGUUAGUUUAGUAAUAAUAUGGUAAAAAAAAGUAAUAUCACUAUACUACAAUCAUGAUUGAAAUUAUACAAAACUUGCUCUUCGUGUUCGUAUAUAAUUUUCUGUAAUUUGGUUGGAGUAUGCAGUAGCCAGUAACUAUUAUUGCAUCAUCAUCGGCACCCUUUGUAUUAUAACCUUUAUAAUAUUAUAUAGGUUAUAAUACACUGGGUGCCGAGGAUGUUAUUGCAUAUAAUGAACUAAGAUUACCAUAGGUAAUGUACAUGAAGGUUACUGAACUUGAUUGGUACUUAAUUCAGUUAAGAUUUUUUUCUUUUUGUGAAAAUAAAGAUUUGAAUACCAUCAUACAUGUAAUUCCAUAUGUAAUGUGGGUAUCUGUGGUUAGUUUAAACAAAUUCUAUUUCACAUACAAAUGAUACAUAUAUAUCAAAGACCAGAUUGCAACAAUUUUGAUGUUUUUCUAUUAUAUAUUGAAACAGGUUAAAAUGAGAAAAGAGCUUAUAAUGUUUUUCUCUGAUUUUUUUGUAAUCUUAUUAUUUAGUUUAAAUAUCUGUGAUUUAUUAUAUAUAUAGACUAAGGAUUCUGUAUUUAAAGAUUCUGUGUUUUUUAGAAAGUCUCUGUACUGUUGAAAAGGUAUCCUACAUCAUACAUGUAUUGCUUUGAAAAAGACAUUUUUGAAUAAGAAACAGUGUAGACAAUUUCAAUGUCACAGCCUUUGCUGUCUUAUUGUGAAUAACUCAUGAAUUAUGAAGUUUGAAAGGGGCACAAUGUAGGUUUAAACUUGAUAGAUGCAAAAAAAAAUAUCUUGAAUUUUAAUGCAUUAUUAUGUUGAACUUAUUUGACUGAAAUGAUCGUAACGAAAACAUUGCAUGAUUUGUCUACAGCUAGAAUAAUAUAAGCCUUUAUAAAUGGGAUUUCCUAUUAAUGGCUACUGUACAACACUACAAAUUCUCCAGUUAAAAAUGCCAAAAUAACACAAUGUUUUUUUUAUCUGGCUUUUGUUUGGCUGCAAGUCAAAUGAGUUAAACAUAAUAUGGUUAGACUUAAAGCUGCACUCUCACAAAUUGAACGUUUUGACAACUUUUUUUUAUUUUUUUGUCUUGGAUUACGAGCCAUUGUUUGCGAAAAUCCAUGGAAACCAGUUACAUAAGACUGAUGAAAAAAAUUAGAUCGAAGAUUUUGAUAUUCAAGUUAAAAAAUUGAUGUUUUAUGCAUUUUUCUUAAACCGUUAGUAAUGGUUUGAGCCAUAAAACAUUAAUUUUCGGACAGAAAUAUGAAAAAACUAUGAUCUGAUUUUUCGUCAGCAAUCUUAAAUCAUUGGUUUGCAGAUAUUAACACAAAAAUAUUGCUCUUUCCAAGACAAAAAAUAAAAAAAGUUGUAAAAAUGGUAUAUAUAUCUGUGAGAGUGCAGCUUUAAAGUGCAGUAAAAUUUAAAACAUAAAUUGCAACAAUCUAGUGAUACGAUAUUGUGCCUAUUUAUUAUAUAUAUGUACAUAAUUGCUGUUAUGUUUUUGGUGAAAACAUUGCUCAAAAGUAUUGAGGGGUUGUGUUUAUGACACAAAUCUUAUUAUAUCAUGUUUAAAUUGUUUUACAUUUAAUGAUUAGUAACCUGUACAUGUAUAAAGUAAGACACUGUGUUCACCUGAGGCCACAAUUUCUCAAAAUUUCUAAGUGCAAUUAAAGCUUAAGUUUCUUAUUUCAUUUAGCUAAAUAACUUACUAAACCUUACAUAUUGAAGUAAAUAAUAGCUACCGUAACCCGUAAUGGUGAUUAUUGUAAAGAUAAAUCCUGUUUUCAGUCUCAAAAAACCUUAAAACAUGAGAAAAUGACACAAAUUAUACAAAAAUAAUGUGCUGAGCUUGUCCUGAUGUACAAAUGUUUCGAGAAAUUGGGACCUAGCCUGACUUUCUUGAAACAUUCUGGAGCAGGAUCAAGGUGUAUAUAAGCUUCUAUUUUUGUUUUGGUAAUACAUGUAAUUCAAUUCUUUUAAACAGUUUUGAGACUUUAAAGGAAAUUAUUUUAAAGAUAAUCGUGAUAAAAUACAUGUAGGCGUUUGUAAAUAAAGCCAGGUGUAAUCCAAUAAUUUGACUUCAUAAAAUACAUUUUGUACUGGCUUGGGUUCCUCAAAAGGGCAUUAUCUUAGUUUUUAAAUGCAACUUCAUGUGUGUACCCAUUAAAAUAUGAUACCUUCAUGUUAAAAUUUUAAAAGAUAUUUCAACAACUUUGGGCCUGUUUUUUCCAGCUUGUACAUUUUGUACUGGCUUGGGUUCCUCAAAAGGGCAUUAUCUUAGUUUUUAAAUGCAACUUCAUGUGUGUACCCAUUACAUUUUGUUCGUGUUGGAAAUCUUUAAAAUUAUAACUUUUACUGGCAUUUAAACAUUGUAACAGUGAAGAAAUAAUGAUCUGCUUCAAUAUCAACUUCAUGGUUUUAGAACAUAGUUACAUGUUUCAAACUUUUUAAUUUAAGGUAUCAUACCUGACACUGUUCAAUUCAAUUUCCAAUGGUUUGAUUCUAGUCAUAAAUGUAUUACAUUUUGUAGUUUCACCAUUAUCUGAGCUUAAUCAUUAAAUUGAUUAUACAUGAUUGUAUAAGACUUUCAUUUGAAUAAGAUUUUUGAAUUUGAUUUUCACCCAAGUGUUUAUACUUAAGUACUUGUAAUGUACUUUUUUCAACAAGCUCUGUGCCAGUAUUUAUAAAACAUCUUAAGACAUUUCUUAACUGUCCCUGUAGAUUUCAUUGUUUUAUUAAGUAGAUUUCCUACACAAAUCUUAGGUCAUAUUUAAAAAAAAGAAUGAGUUGUGAGUGCUGGUGUCAUGCAAUAUCUUUUCACCUUUGCUUAAAUUUGGGGCUGCAAUUUGGCCCCAUUCCUAAUGCAAAACAUAUAUGCUUUUUUCCCAGAUUUUUUUGCAGUUUUUUCAUUCAUUAGUAAAGUUGUUGUGUUUGAUGUGCUCCAUUUAUGUUGUAUAUAUAUUCCCUUUUACCUCAGCGAUGUUUGCCAUAUCAGAAUAGCAUAUCAUUUGUUAGAUGUUGUUGUUUUAAGUUAUGCUUCAAUUAUCCACUCCAUGCCCAUUUUAUACACUUGUCUGUUUUAGCUUUACUAAGUUGAGCUACUGUCCUAGCGAUUUGGUGUCUUCUGCAUUGUCAUUUUUCAGACAUGUCAACCUUGGCCAUAACUCAUAAAUCUUUCAAGGUUUUCAAAUGAAACUUGGUGAAGAUGUUGCCAGAGAUAACAUGUAUAGGCACUUGUGUAGCAAGGUCAAUAAUUAUAGCUUAAAUACUUAUAGAGUUAUGCCCCUGAAGGUGGGCAUAUUAAAAUCGCACCGUCCGUCCGUCCGUCCGUCCGUCCAGCUCUGUAACUUUCCCUUGUAUGGACAAAUUUUAAAAUAACUUGCCACAUGUGUUCCACAUACCAAGACGACGUGUGGCGUGCAAGACUCGUGUCCCUACCUCAAAGGUCAAGGUCACACUUAGUGUUUAUUCACAAUGGAGUGCUGCAUAUAAGGACAUAGAUUAUAGGUUGUCGUGUCCGGGCUGUAACUUUCUCUUGUAUGGACAGAUUUUAAAAUAACUUGCCACAUGUGUACCACAUACCAAGACGACGUGUCGCGGGCAAGACCCGUGUCCCUACCUCAAAGGUCAAGGUCACACUUAGUGUUUAUUCACCAUAGAGUGCUGCAUAUAAGCAUAGAGUAUAGGUUGUCGUGUCCGGGCUGUAACUUUCCCUUGUAUGGACAGAUUUUAAAAUAACU